AUCCGCUCCGUUCUGUUCAGUCCGAUCACGACUAUCGACCGGUUCGGAACUGUUUCUGGAAUUCUCCCGCAAACGACGCCUGUGCCACGUGUUUUCCUGAAAGUGUCAAUUUAUCGCACAGAUCUGAGAAAUAUCGUGCAUAUUUUUGGCUGCAUUCGAGUAGAUUUGUUUGCUGCACCGUUUGAAGUUUAGUUACGUUUAAAAACAUUGAAAUUUUUACGAGUUUGACACGAAAACAAUUUAAAACGCGGUAACAUUCGGCUUGACAGCUUUCAAAAGUACACUGCAACAGAUUUAACUGCCCGGCGGUAAGAUGCCCGCUUCGUUGGUACUCGAGGAUGGAACGAUCGCGCAUGGUGAAAGUUUUGGCGCCGAGCUCGAUUCCGAUGGGGAAGUGGUGUUUCAAACCGGAAUGGUCGGUUAUCCGGAAUCGAUGACCGAUCCGUCCUAUCACGGGCAGAUUCUGGUGUUGACGUAUCCACUGAUAGGGAACUAUGGCAUUCCGGAUGAGGAAUUGGACGAGCGUGGGUUGAUGAGGCAUUUCGAAUCGAAUAGUCGGAUUUGGACGUCCGGGUUGGUGGUGGGGGAAAUUUGCGACGAGCCGUCGCACUGGCAGAGUAAGUUGACGCUGUCCGAGUGGAUGCGGAAGCAUCGGGUGCCGGGGAUAAGUGGGGUCGAUACGAGGGCGCUGACGAAGAAGAUUCGCGAGAAUGGGACGGUUUUGGGGAAAAUCGUUCAAGGCCACCUGUCUACCGCAACCGGUAUAAUCUUCCGAAACCAGAACCUGCGUAACCUUGUGGCUGAAGUAUCGCUAGCAAAGGCGGUUACCUACAACGAAUCCGGUUCUCCACGAAUCUGUGCCAUUGAUUGCGGUCUUAAAUUGAAUCAGGUGCGCUGUUUCGUCAACCGGGGAGCACGAGUUGAUGUUGUCCCUUGGAACGCGGAGCUUGAUCCGGCAAACUAUGAUGGCCUGUUUCUGAGUAAUGGUCCAGGUGAUCCAGUCAUGUGUAAUUCUACGGUGGACAAUAUUCGGAAGUUGCUGAACGGAUCGGCUGUUAAACCGAUAUUCGGUAUUUGUCUCGGUCAUCAGCUACUUUCAACGGCAGCCGGAUGCGAAACCUACAAGAUGAAGUAUGGUAAUCGUGGACAUAAUCUCCCCUGCAUGCACAAGGGAACCAAGAGGUGCUAUAUGACAUCGCAGAACCACGGCUUUGCUGUGGAUGCUGCCGAGUUGCCGGCAGGUUGGGAAGAACUGUUUACCAAUAUCAAUGAUCACACGAAUGAGGGAAUCGUGCAUGAGAUGAAACCAUUUUUCAGCGUUCAGUUCCAUCCAGAGCAUACGGCUGGGCCGGAAGAUUUGGAGGUGUUGUUCGACGUUUUCCUGGAUACGGUGAAGGAGUAUAAGGCAACCGGAACUUCUAAGGUGACCAUCAAAGAAAAGAUAAUCGAAAGUUUGCGGUACCAACCGAUUCGGGAGAUUGAUACGAGUAGACCGAAGAAGGUGCUAAUCCUAGGAUCGGGUGGUUUAUCGAUCGGUCAAGCCGGUGAGUUCGAUUAUUCCGGAUCACAAGCGAUCAAAGCGCUGAAGGAAGAGAAGAUUCAAACUGUUUUGAUCAACCCUAACAUCGCAACCGUUCAGACUUCCAAGGGGCUAGCCGAUAAGGUUUACUUCCUUCCACUGACUCCGGAGUACGUGGAACAAGUCAUCAAAGCAGAGCGACCGGGAGGGGUUCUGUUGACGUUCGGAGGUCAAACGGCUUUGAACUGUGGCAUCGAAUUGGACAAAGCAGGAGUUUUCGAAAAGUACAAUAUUCAGAUCAUGGGAACUCCGAUCAAAUCGAUUAUUGAAACAGAAGAUCGGAAAUUGUUUGCCGAACGAGUGGCGGAAAUUGGGGAGAAGGUCGCACCGUCAGCGGCCGUUUACUCGGUUCAGGAAGCUAUCGAAGCAGCUGACAAGAUCGGUUACCCGGUCAUGGCUAGAGCAGCGUUUUCUUUGGGUGGACUCGGGUCAGGGUUUGCAAGUAAUUGCGAAGAAUUGAAAGUGUUGGCACAGCAGGCUCUCGCUCAUUCCAACCAAUUGAUAAUUGACAAAUCGCUGAAAGGUUGGAAGGAAGUUGAGUACGAAGUCGUUCGUGAUGCCUUCGAUAACUGUAUAACCGUGUGCAACAUGGAGAAUGUUGAUCCGCUGGGAAUCCACACGGGUGAAAGUAUCGUCGUUGCCCCAUCUCAAACCCUUUCCAAUCGCGAAUACAACAUGCUCCGAACUACCGCGAUCAAAGUCAUCCGACACUUCGGGGUCAUAGGCGAAUGCAACAUCCAAUACGCGCUGAACCCGUACUCGGAGGAAUACUACAUCAUCGAAGUGAACGCCCGACUGUCAAGAAGUUCCGCGCUAGCAAGCAAAGCCACCGGAUACCCACUGGCUUACGUGGCUGCCAAGCUAUCCCUAGCGAUUCCACUACCAGAUAUCAAGAACUCAGUAACCGGUGUAACAACCGCCUGCUUCGAACCAAGCCUGGACUAUUGUGUGGUGAAAAUGCCUCGCUGGGAUUUGGCCAAAUUUACCCGCGUCAGCAAACACAUCGGCAGCUCGAUGAAGAGCGUCGGUGAGGUGAUGGCGAUUGGACGUAAAUUUGAGGAAGCCUUCCAGAAAGCUCUCCGCAUGGUUGACAACGUCAACGGGUUCGAUCCGUACCUGGAAGAGCUCAACGAGCAGGAGCUAAAGCAACCAACGGAUAAGCGAAUGUUUGUGCUAGCGGCCGCUCUGAAAGCCGGCUACGAAGUUGAAAAAAUCUACGAGCUAACCCAGAUUGAUCGGUGGUUCCUGCGAAAGAUGAAAAACAUAAUCGAUUUCACCUGUCGCCUUGAGAAGUUAUCCUGCAUCCCGGACAAGGAAAUGCUGCUGGAGGCAAAAAAGAUCGGCUUCUCCGAUAAGCAAAUUGCCGGUUUGAUCAAGAGUACGGAAGUGGCAGUUAGAAUGCAGCGUAAGGACGCGGGAGUGUUACCGUUUGUGAAACAGAUCGAUACGGUUGCUGGUGAGUGGCCAGCUUCCACCAACUAUCUCUACAUGACGUAUAAUGCCACCGAGCAUGACGUUGAUUUCCCGGGGCAGUACACGAUGGUGAUUGGGUCGGGUGUCUAUCGGAUCGGUAGCUCGGUGGAAUUUGAUUGGUGUGCCGUCGGCUGUCUACGGGAAUUGCGAAACUUGGGCAGAAAAACGAUUAUGGUCAAUUACAAUCCGGAAACGGUUAGCACAGAUUACGAUAUGUGUGAUCGGUUGUACUUUGAGGAAAUCUCGUUCGAAGUGGUCAUGGAUAUCUACGACGUGGAACAACCGGAAGGGAUCAUCCUUUCAAUGGGAGGACAGUUACCGAACAACAUCGCCAUAGAUUUACAUCGGCAACAGGCGAGGAUUCUUGGCACAUCACCGGAAUCGGUUGACGGCGCCGAGAAUAGAUUUAAAUUCUCUCGUAUGUUGGAUCGGAAAGGAAUUCUGCAGCCCCGCUGGAAAGAAUUGACAAAUCUGGAGUCGGCUAUCGAGUUCUGCGAAGAGGUUGGCUAUCCCUGUCUGGUGAGACCUUCCUAUGUACUGUCGGGCGCAGCGAUGAACGUUGCUUAUUCCAAUCAAGAUUUGGAAACCUAUCUGAAGCAUGCGUCGGAUGUCAGCAAAGAACAUCCGGUUGUCAUAUCCAAAUUUUUAGUCGAAGCAAAGGAAAUCGAUGUGGAUGCGGUGGCUGCCGACGGGGAGAUUCUUUGCAUGGCGGUUUGUGAACACGUGGAGAAUGCCGGGGUGCAUUCCGGUGACGCUACUCUUGUAACACCUCCGCAGGACAUUAACGCGGAGACACUGGAACGGAUCAAGCAGAUCGCACGGGAUAUAGCUGCCCUGUUGGACGUUACCGGACCGUUUAAUAUGCAGUUGAUUGCCAAGAAUAACGAACUGAAAGUGAUCGAAUGUAACGUGAGAGUUUCCAGAUCAUUCCCAUUUGUGUCGAAAACGUUAAAUCAUGACUUUGUCGCUAUGGCGACGAAAGUGAUCGUGGGUUUGAGUGUAGAACCGGUGGAUGUGUUGCAUGGGUGCGGAAAGGUGGGUGUUAAGGUGCCACAGUUUAGUUUUUCGCGACUGGCCGGAGCGGAUGUUAUGCUGGGAGUGGAGAUGGCAUCUACCGGAGAGGUUGCCUGUUUUGGUGAUAAUCGAUACGAAGCGUACUUGAAGGCGAUGAUGUCCACCGGGUUUCAGAUUCCGAAGCGAGCAAUCCUACUUAGUAUUGGAAGUUUUAAGCACAAAAUGGAACUACUUUCCUGCAUUCGGAUACUGCACAAGAUGGGCUACAAACUGUACGCUUCGAUGGGAACUGGAGACUUCUACACUGAACAUGGAGUGGACGUGGAAUGCGUUCAAUGGACUUUCGAUACGGCAGUCACCGGAGAGGAGAAUGGAGGCGCCGGCGAACUGCGUCAUUUGGCGGAAUUCCUGGCAAACAAACAGUUUGAUAUGGUUAUCAAUCUUCCGAUGAGAGGUGGGGGAGCGAGAAGGGUUAGUUCGUUUAUGACCCAUGGUUACCGAACGCGACGAUUAGCCGUGGAUUAUUCGAUCCCGCUUGUGACCGAUGUAAAGUGUACUAAGCUGUUGGUAGAGGCGAUGAACAGGAUCGGGAGUGCUCCACCCAUGAAAACGCAUACGGAUUGUAUGUCCUCGAGAGCUAUGGUUAAACUUCCGGGUUUCAUUGAUGUGCACGUUCAUUUGAGGGAACCUGGAGCGACGUACAAAGAGGAUUUCGAUUCCGGAACGGCGGCUGCUUUGGCAGGAGGAAUCACUCUGGUCUGCGCUAUGCCUAACACCACUCCUUCGAUUGUUGAUCGUCAGUCAUUCCAGAUGGCUCAAGAAUUGGCUCAAAAGGGGGCACGUUGUGAUUAUGCUUUGUUCGUGGGAGCCUCUUCUACGAAUUUCACAUCGAUCGCCGAACUUGCUCCUCAGGCAGCCGCCCUUAAAAUGUACCUUAAUGACACCUUCACAACGCUGAAGUUGACUGACAUGUUGGUUUGGCAAAAACAUUUGUCACAAUGGCCAAAACGUGCACCCCUGUGCGUCCACGCAGAACGUCAAUCGACAGCCGCCGUGAUCCUUCUUGCCUCGCUGGUAGACCGGCCAAUCCACAUCUGUCACGUUGCCCGGAAAGAGGAAAUUCUAAUCAUCAAAGCUGCCAAGGAAAGGGGAAUCAAAAUAACCUGCGAAGUUUGUCCCCAUCAUCUCUUCCUCUCGACAAACGAUCUGGAUAGAAUAGGACACGGUAAGGGUGAAGUUCGUCCAGUUCUGUGCAGCCUGGAAGAUCAGCAAGCCCUUUGGGACAAUAUGGAUAUCAUCGACGUAUUCGCAACCGAUCACGCUCCACAUACCAAAGAGGAAAAAGAAUCCGACAACCCACCGCCAGGCUUCCCUGGAUUGGAAACGAUCCUUCCGCUUCUGCUGAACGCGGUCAACGAGGGUCGCCUAACGGUCGAAGACCUAAUUGCCAAGUUUUACAAAAACCCCAAACGAAUUUUCAGUCUCCCGGAACAACCGAACACCUACGUAGAGGUGGAUUUCAAUGAGGAAUGGAUCAUUCCCGAAUGCCCACCGCAUUCGAAAGCCCGCUGGACUCCAUUCGCCGGUAUGAAGGUCAAAGGUCGUGUCCAUCGGGUGGUUCUACGCGGUGAAACCGCUUUCGUCGAUGGGGUUGUACUGGUCAACCCGGGAUACGGACAGAAUGUCCGCGAGUGGCCCCUCAAGAAACCGACCGUGGCGCCAUCGGUGGAAAAGAUCAACACCUCACUGGAUGGGUUGGAUCUGCUGUCGAUCACCAAAUCGCUGGAUACGUCUCGCCAGGGGUUGGACUUUUGGGACACGGAUGGGCAUACGAACGACAUGUUUAGUAAAUUGUUGGCUACUGGCGGUGGUGGUGGUGGUGGUGGUGAUACGAGCAAACUUGGUGUUCACUUUAGUGAUGCGACGACGAGAGCUAUCUCCCCGUUGCCGAGAAUUCGUUGUGAUUCUACCAGCGCGUACAGUAAGGAAGCUCUUGGGGCUGGUAGUUUAGCAGCGACGCCGAAGGAAAGGAGUUUGACGGGAAAGCACGUUUUAAGUGUGAGUAUGUUCAGUAAGGAGAAGUUGAAUGAGAUCUUCAACGUGGCUCAAACGAUGCGUGGACGGGUGACGAAAGAUCGGCCGCUAGAUGAUCUGCUGCGCGGGAAGGUGAUGGCUUCGGUGUUCUAUGAGGUCAGUACAAGAACUAGUUGCAGUUUCGCUGCCGCUAUGCAGCGGCUGGGCGGUAAGGUGAUCUACAUGGAUGAGACCAGUUCGUCGGUAAAGAAGGGAGAAUCUCUGGAGGAUAGCAUUCUGGUGAUGGCGGGGUAUUCGGAUGUGGUGGUGUUGAGACAUCCGGAACCGGGUGCUGUGGCGAGAGCCGCCCAUCAUUGUCGAAAACCGCUGAUCAACGCCGGCGAUGGGAUUGGAGAACAUCCGACUCAGGCACUGCUGGAUAUUUACACUAUUCGUGAGGAGAUCGGUACGGUCAAUGGUCUCACAAUUACGAUGGCUGGAGAUUUAAGGCAUGGCCGGACGGUGCACUCGCUGGCCCGGUUGCUAACUCUGUACAAUGUCAACUUGCGGUACGUCAGCCCGGCAAGUCUGGGAAUGCCGGAGAGUAUCAGCAAGUUUGUUGCGUCGAAAGGAAUUUCACAGAAGGUCUACGACAAUCUGGAUGAUGCCAUAUCCGAGACGGACGUCCUCUACAUGACACGAAUUCAGAGGGAAAGAUUCAACUCGGAGGAAGAGUAUGACAAGUGCUGUGGUCAGCUGGUUCUAACCCCACAAAUCAUGACUCGCGCCAAGCGCCGGAUGAUCGUGAUGCACCCGUUACCCCGGGUGUUCGAAAUCAGCAAAGAGAUCGACAUCGAUCCGAGAGCUGCCUACUUCCGGCAGGCGGAGUACGGUAUGUAUGUCCGAAUGGCACUGCUGGCCAUGGUUCUCGGUAAGUGCUAG
Topomyia yanbarensis is the source of this 7021-nucleotide messenger RNA. RefSeq names its product CAD protein (gene rudimentary). Gene Ontology annotation, cellular component: cytoplasm; cytosol. Gene Ontology annotation, molecular function: metal ion binding; aspartate carbamoyltransferase activity; ATP binding. Lineage: Eukaryota; Metazoa; Arthropoda; Insecta; Diptera; Culicidae. Gene Ontology annotation, biological process: L-glutamine metabolic process; 'de novo' pyrimidine nucleobase biosynthetic process; UTP biosynthetic process. Bases 314 to 7021 code for a protein of 2235 amino acids. The record is from RefSeq and is a predicted model, not a curated record. The transcript is spliced from 8 exons.